UGAAAAUGUUUGCAUCAGUAGGAGCCUUCGUUUUACUCUGCAUCUCGUUGGUCCUGCUGAGCACCCCAACCAUCGAUUACUGCCGAAAAGACCUUUGCUCGCGUGGAACAACUCACAUCGCAUGCAAUGCCCCUCUCAAAUUUGGUCCAUCCUGUUCCGGCAAGAAACCAAAAGUGAUUCCCAUGCGAAACUCCAUGAAACGGGUUCUCCUGCACGAACACAACCGACUCCGUGCUCAGGUGGCCAGCGGAGACCUCCGGGGUAUUCUUCGGCAAGUCGCAUGCCCACCCUAACCUGGGACGGCCAGUUGCAGUUUGUGGCCGGCUGUAAUGCCCGGUUGUGCCGGUUCGAGCAUGACAAGUGUCGCAGUACGGCCCAGUUUCGGUGGGCCGGCCAGAAUUUGGCCAUGAAGUCGCUGUUUGGCCGUUGGCGCUCGGUUCGAGUUAAUCAGAUGCUGCAGGAAUUCGUGCGGGGCUGGUUCGCCGAGCACAAAGACGCAAAUCAGGCGAUUAUUGACCGUUUUCCGGCGAAAUACAAAGGCCCGGACAUUGGCCACUUUACGCAGCUCGUUAGCGACAGGACGUGGAAGGUGGGUUGUGCCAUGGUUCGUUUCUCCGACCGGGCCAUCCAUUACUACCUGGUGUGCAAUUAUUCCUUCAUCAACAUCGUGGACCAGCCGAUUUACGUAAAAGGUAAGCCGUGUUCCCGUUGCCAACUCAAGUGCAACAGAAAGUAUCCGGCCCUCUGCAAGGUGGGCGAGAAGAUUGCAUCGAAGCCGUGAAGAAU
Messenger RNA from Culex quinquefasciatus (southern house mosquito), 786 nucleotides. RefSeq names its product antigen 5 like allergen Cul n 1. Bases 122 to 781 code for a protein of 219 amino acids. The transcript has 3 exons. The record is from RefSeq and is a predicted model, not a curated record. Lineage: Eukaryota; Metazoa; Arthropoda; Insecta; Diptera; Culicidae.